CAGUGCAUCAUCUCUGUACAGCUCCGCCAGGAAGUGAAACAUGGCACUGGUAUCAGAAUUCUUGGGUCAACUGACUCUGAAUCUGGGUGCGUGUGAACCCACCUUCCCCACCGUCGUGGAUGUGGCUGACUUUGAUCCUGAGAAAGACGCUGCUAGAAUAGAGACCGCUAUCAAAACGAAGGGGGUCGACGAACAGACCAUUAUCGACAUUCUCACCAAACGUACCUAUGGCCAACGCCGAGAGAUCGCCUUCGCCUAUGAGCGCAGAGCAAAGAAGGAUAUGAUCUCAGCCCUGAAGGGGGCGCUGUCUGGUUCUCUGGAGUCAGUCAUCCUGGGCCUGAUGAAGAGCACUGCUCAGUAUGAUGCAUCUGAGAUUAAAGCUUCCAUAAAGGGUUUAGGGACAGACGAGGAAACCCUGAUCGAAAUUGUCUGCUCCAGGAGCAAUGCAGAGCUUUUGGAGAUCAAAAAAGUCUACAAAGAACUGUUCAAGAAGGAUCUGGCGAAGGAUGUGGCUGGAGACACAUCAGGGGACUUUGCCAAGCUCUUACUGGCCCUGGUGGAGACGAAGAGAGCAGACCCAAGCAACGUGGUUGACUAUGAGAAGAUUGAUGAAGAUGCCAGGGCCCUAUAUGACGCCGGUGUGAAGAUAAGUGGCACGGAUGUGAAAACGUGGAUCUCCAUCAUGUCAGAGAGAAGUGUCCCCCAUCUCCAGAAAGUGUUCGAGAGAUACAAGAGCUACAGUCCUUACGACAUGCAGGAGAGCAUCCGCAAAGAGGUCAAAGGUGAUCUGGAGAAAUCCUUCCUCACUUUGGCUCAGUGCUUUGAGAACAAACAGCUUUACUUCGCCAACAGACUCAAUGAUGCCAUGAAGAGUAAAGGAGCGAAGGAGAAGGUGGUGACCAGGAUCAUGGUGUCCCGUUGUGAGGUUGAUCUUAUGAAGAUCCGCAAAGAGUUCAAGGCUCAGUUUGGGAAGUCACUGCACCAGACUAUUGCUGAGCACACAAAGGGAGAUUACCAGAGGGCCCUGCUGAGUCUGUGUGGAGGAGACGACUGAAAAGGGAACUCAUUUCCCAGCAGCCCUGUAUCCCUAGAGCUGCCGCAGGAGAGCGCGUCCUAGCACCCAGACCCACACCCACACCCACACCCAAGGCUCUCUGUUACUAUAGCUUCAGCGUUUCUAGAUCAGACUCUGCUUUUUUCAACUGGACACUCACCUCUGUCGGGGUCUUUAGCGCGUCAGCCUAUAUGUGCUUAUUUUCUUCAAGUCUGUACAGUUUAGAUCAGAGAUAUCUCAUUCUGACCCUGUAAUACUUCAGUCCUGCUUGAUUUAUCCUUGUACUUGAAACUCUGGAAUUAUUUCUACCAGGAAUGCAGGUGUGUACUCUCUGAACUCAGUAUGGUAUUGGUAGAAACUAGAAAUAACAGGACUUUUGGAUUCAAGGACCAGAACUGAAUAGUCGUGGUUUGAAUAUACAUUGUCUUCUAAAUUUUAAACCUAUAAAACAGAUUGACUGUUUUGAUUGCUUGUACUAUGUAUUUUUUUUUUCUCUGAAUCCUUAAGUUUAAAAGUUGAAAAAUCAUUAUCUUUGACUGAUUUGAGGUCUAGAUAAGACCCACACUCAUCAGUUUGACCCAAGAACUUUAGAAGUGAAGCAGAGAGAGCACAAGACGUACUAUUGUAAAUUAAUUGAAGUGAGUCAUUUUAGCCUCUAGAGGGUGCUAGAGUAUCAUAGGGCGCUGCACGAUCUAUAAUAGGCAGAAACCAUCUGCGAUGGGCUGCGGUCUCGCUUUGAUGAGUUUUUUUCUCCCCCAUGUUCUUUUCUCACAAACAGAGUGAAAUAUUUGAUUUCAGAUAAAAAUUUCAUUUCUUAUCUCUUCAUUACAAGGGAUUUAAAAAAUGUAAAUGAUAAAUGAAGUAACGUGUUUUCCUUUGCGGGUGUGCUUUAAUGUCUGUGAUUGGAUCUAAAUGCACGUUGGUUACACAAGAGUUUUAGAUGUGACAAAAUAAUGAAAUUUGCCAUCUUCCCCCUUUUUUAACUUCUGUAUGAAACACAUUUUAAUGACAAGAAUAAAUAAACAUAAUAAGAACAGUACUGAAACAUAUUGACAA
This is a messenger RNA of Chanos chanos (milkfish), 2110 nucleotides long. RefSeq names its product annexin A2-A-like. Bases 41 to 1054 code for a protein of 337 amino acids. The record is from RefSeq and is a predicted model, not a curated record. Lineage: Eukaryota; Metazoa; Chordata; Actinopteri; Gonorynchiformes; Chanidae. Gene Ontology annotation, molecular function: cytoskeletal protein binding; phospholipase inhibitor activity; phosphatidylserine binding. The transcript is spliced from 13 exons. Gene Ontology annotation, cellular component: cytoplasm; plasma membrane; nucleus.